Molecule: messenger RNA, 3560 nt
Organism: Amyelois transitella
Lineage: Eukaryota; Metazoa; Arthropoda; Insecta; Lepidoptera; Pyralidae
Gene: Rab1
Product: ras-related protein Rab-1A
Exons: 5
Coding region: 160-774 (204 amino acids)
Molecular function (GO): GTPase activity; GTP binding
Source: RefSeq, a predicted model, not a curated record
GACAUCGCUUACGUCAGUGUGGGUGUUUCGGUCGGCGGCCAUUAUCCUACGUAGAAUUAAUAAUUUUUGCUAUUUACUGCAAACGAAACAAAGAACUUUAUUAUUUUCGAAAUAUUCUGUAAAUUUAUAGUUCUGUGAAAGAUUCUGUCGUAGUACAAAAUGAAUCCCGAAUACGACUACUUAUUCAAGCUACUCCUGAUCGGAGACUCCGGGGUCGGCAAGUCCUGCCUGCUCCUCAGAUUCGCGGACGACACUUACACAGAAAGCUACAUCAGCACCAUCGGAGUGGACUUCAAAAUAAGGACAGUUGAACUAGACGGCAAGACAAUAAAGUUACAAAUAUGGGACACGGCGGGCCAGGAGCGGUUCAGAACAAUCACAUCGUCGUACUACAGAGGUGCACAUGGUAUCAUCAUUGUCUAUGAUUGUACGGAUCAGGAUUCGUUCAGCAACGUGAAGCAAUGGCUGGAGGAGAUCGACCGCUACGCCUGCGACAACGUGAACAAGCUGCUGGUGGGCAACAAGUGCGACCUCACCACUAAGAAGGUGGUCGACUACGCUACGGCCAAUCAAUACGCCGAGCAACUAGGCAUACCAUUCCUCGAGACGUCAGCCAAGAACUCCACCAACGUGGAACAGGCGUUCAUGACGAUGGCGGCGGAGAUCAAGGCGCGCGUGGGGCCGCCCAGCGCGGGCUCCGCCGUGGGCGCCGGCGCCGCGGUCAGGAUCGACCCAGGCCGCCCCAUCGACACCAACAAGUCGAGCUGCUGCUGAGCGGAUGUCAAUGGCGGACGGCACACAGCGUUCUCGCCGAUCGUCCGCGACCAAUGCAAUUACAACAAACUUAUGACCGCACUGUAUCGGGCCACGUUCCACCAAUAUGCGACCAGACACGACCCACACCAUUCAAAAUCCACCCGAAUAUCCGGGACAUCAAGUCAGGUACCGGUAACCGCUUACCAUCAGGAAGAAUCCAGCCCCCGUGUCGUUAGUUUGCGGCAACCUUUCUAUCGUCGACCGUGUGUCUCUUCUACUUGAUAUUUACUAUGCUCAAAGACAAAGAUGCCGCUUCUGAUGUUGCUACAUACAUUCAAGUACAUAGCAAUAUCUGAAGUGGGAUCAUAGUUAACUAUAAAGAAGCUACAUGUGUCACUGAAAAAUAUGUAUAAAAAUAACAAAAUUGGGAGCAUUUCCAUCGUUGGGAAUCCCAAUUAAAAUAUUACAACAUAUUGAUAUACGAGUCAAAUACGAAUGUUCUUUGUCAUUUUAAUCUUUAAAUGUCACAAUUCUACAAUUUGAUAAUCAAUAACAAGUCAUCUCCAGAUAAAUCAUGGUUUUAUUUCACUAUUUUUAAAUCGAUGGCUUGACGGAUGGAUGGUAUGUAUGAAAAAGUAAUAUGAAUAGCGAACCAUCACCUCGAAAAGCUAAUUAUUCUUACUAGCACCCGCCAUAUGAUUAACUUCUUAGCCUAAUAAGCAAUAGUGGGUGUUCACAUUUUUGUGUGGUGUAAAAUUCUUUGUUUAUCUGAAAAUGUCUCACCUAUUGAUGUGACGUAACGUUAUAUUUUUUCUUGGUAAGCGGCAAAAUUUGGUGGGAGGGUAUGAAUGUCUGUUCUAUACAUUAGUACUAUUAUCAAUUCCCCGGAAAAGAGACAAAACAGACAGUCAUCUUAAACUGGUCAAGUAAUAAGGCUCAUUUUAUAAUUUGCUUCGAGAAAUGAGACAUGGAUGGUGUAUGUUUAUACAUGUUUAUAUAUAAUGAAGUAGGUUAAUUUUGUGCUGUUUCCAUAAUGUGAAUUUUUCGGCAUAGGUAAUGGAUGAAAUUCACGUGUUUUUGUAUGGUAAAGCAUAAAUAUAAGCCGCGUAUCAUACUCGCGGUGUUUCGGACGCAGUGGUCACAUUGGCGUUAAGGCUAAGCGUAGUUUAAUACGAAAUUAUUAAUUGAAGCCAGAAAAUAUUACUUCUAAAAUUUAUAGUCCAUUGACGUCAAUUUAUGAUCUAUUUUUGUAACCUCAACAAAAAAAUACUGAUGUAGAUCGAUAUAUUCAUUCUUUAAUGAUACUCUUUAAUAUAUGAUUGAUGCCACGCGCGUGUUGAAUAUUGCAAUUGACCAUCUAUUAGUAAAGAUUUCUUGUAAAUUUGUGGUACCAAUGUGACCUCUACGUCUAAGAACAGAAGAGUUCGUUAUAUAGAUAACUUUAAAUAAGCGCACUAUGCUACGUCAAUGAAAUUAUUGCUUUAAAUGCACUUACGAUGCGACCGUGUCAUUUUGUAGAAACUUUACGACAACAUAAUACGUUUGUUCGUUCCAAUUCCGAAUACGAGUUAAUUAUUCUCUAUAUAAUAGAAUUUCGACACAUGUGGCAAGAAUAUUAACUUAAAUGAGGGUGAUACAUUAAGGUAUACUCGCACUUUAUUUAAAGCCAGAGUGCUGCCAUCUAGUGUAAGAAAAACUCACGAUAUUUCUAUGAUACGGCGUAGUGCGCUCCUCUAUGUAAGUUAUUGUUACAAUCUUUUACUGAAAAAUGUCCAUUCUUGUAGGCGAUAUUCUCAGCUUAUGUUUAUUACUCCGUCACAGGUACUAAUAUAUGCACUGGGUGUUUUAUAUGUAUAAAUAUCGUGAUGCGUACUUGGGUUGAUAGGUUGUGCUGUGUUGAAAAUUUUGUGUUAAUCCUUUAAGGCGGUGUUUGUUGAAAUAAUUAAUUUUAAUCUUAUGACCGAUGUAUAAGGUUGACUUUGUGGGAAAAACUAUCACCGUCUUUAGGGAUUGGAAAAUAUUUUUGCUUGUUUACAUAAGUUUAGUAGCUAAACAGUUGCAAUUGUACAUUGCCAUUUUACUUCGUGAUAUGAUUAAGGCGUUGAGAGUUUUUUUUUAUUAUACAACUAUGUUACGGCAAAAUAGAAAUUGGAUUAAUUGAUUCACUGAUUAACCUUAUAGUGGUAAAAGAUAGGUGGGCGAAAUAUAUUACAAUUUAGUUCGCUUUCCAACCCCGCGUUCUAAGCACAAGUGAGGAAGCCACAAGCCACGCCUUCUGCCUUUAUCUUGAAACUUGUAUGAAAGAGUUGACCGCAUUUUUUUAUAACGUAGACACUAGUUACUAAGCAGUUAGCUCCUAAGCUCAUGUAAACUAAGCAUUACACAAAAUCGUAGAUAUAGCAAAUUGGCCUUAGAUAAUUUAGACAGAUACAUUAUAGAAAUUUGUAGCCAUCGAUAAAGUAAAGCGGGAUCAUAGUAUUAAUUAAAAGACAUAUAUCAAUAUCACAGCAAUAUUGUGAUAAUUUAAAAUUUUAAAACGACGGUUUAAUAUUUUUAGCGGUACAUCUUUUAUCACGAUUAGUUCUUCACUUUAAGAAACAUUAAGAUGAGGUAGUUUAUAUUAUGAUGUAUUUAAUUUGCCGCCCGAAAUAUUGAACCGUAAAUUUAUUUAUAAUCUGUCAAACUAUUGUAACUUAUGUCGUUAUUUUUGUACUAUUACGUCAGAGUUAAGUUUACUUAAAUCAAUCCGCUAACCCACUUCUGUAUUGAGGGUAUAUUAGAAAUUAAAAACAGUAUGCUAUAAA